Messenger RNA from Hibiscus syriacus, 494 nucleotides. RefSeq names its product U-box domain-containing protein 7-like. The transcript is spliced from 3 exons. The record is from RefSeq and is a predicted model, not a curated record. NCBI's taxonomy places the organism in Eukaryota, Viridiplantae, Streptophyta, Magnoliopsida, Malvales, Malvaceae. The coding region runs from base 1 to 387 and encodes 128 amino acids.
AUGACUGUCUUCCCUCGGACUUAUCAUAUGGAACUUGGUGCUGCUGAGAGUGUUGAUCUUCCAUAUUACAGCUCCAUUAAGGUACAUCGGUUGAUGUGCUCGGAGCUGAAGAAACUCAUCGAUAGCGUUUCAUACAUGUUUUCAGCUCUCGAGGCAGCUCGGCCACGAUGCACACCAGGAGUUCGUGCAUUGUGCACAUUGCAGUCUGCAAUGGAUAAAGCCAAUUUACUAAUCCAGCACUGUUCUGAAUCCAGCAAAUUCGACUUGGUACUUCUUAAAUUUUACUUUUCUGUUUGUAUAAGAAGUAAAAGAAGUUUGCAUGAAAGGAUUCAGCUGAAUUUAGGCAUUGAUAUCAUGGUCCCAGGUGGUUAUUUUAUUAUGAAAUAAAUUCCCAUGUUAGCACAUCAUAUCAUUGUAUUUUAUUUUUGUUCUUUACUCGAACUCGGAUGUGAAAAUUAGAUACAGGUAUGUUUCCGACACCGGUGUGUUCAAUU